UCACGCUCUUACACCAGUACACCCGCUAUAUGGGUUCGGGUCGCGUUGUUUUCGAUGGUGUUCGUCUCGAGACCGUGGUUUCGACCCAAUUUCGCGUAUUGUAGUGCGAGUUUCGACGGACACGUGAAAAAUGGGGAAUAGCUGAUCCUUGGAUCGUGCGUCGUGCUGCGGAACAACGAACGGACUGGUACGGGACGCGUGGUUCGCGCGAAUCCGAGAGGUAUCGCUCGGCCUCGAAGAAGCUGUCAAUCGUUUCCGCCGCUACUCUCGCUUAUCCGAAUCUCUGGACAGGUGUCACCGGGAGAAGUGAACAGAGAGAGGGAGAGAGAGAGAGACGCGCAGAGGCGAACGCGGAAAUUCGACGUCCGAAACACGUCUCGGUGGAAGGGGUUGAAGAGCGACGGGUGGAGGUAAAUGUGAGAUUAAAGCGGAGCGCGCGCGGAUCGGCGAGGGACGACAAAAGCGGACGUUUCGCGCUUUGCCGGACACACAAAGGUGGCGGCGGGCGGCACAGAUAUUUCGCAGCGCACAUGGACAACGGGGGAGAGGGGGCGCAUGGCGCGUCUGUGAGGCGCGAAUAAAGACAGUAACAAAGCCGUGGAAAAUACGGCCGUGCCGUGUCGUGCCGUGCGCUCGCGCGAUUUUAGGGAGACGCGAACUGUAAAAAAAAAGAAGAAAAAUGAAACGGACAAAGGGGCCGGGGAAAUGAUAAGCGGAAGAGAGGCGUCGUCGGCGAAGAAAGGAAACGUUUGAAUCCGGGAUAAAUGAGAAGGAGAGAGAGAAACAGCGAGACGAGUGCCGCCCGAUCGAGAGAGGAGAGCGAGAGAGCGAAAAGAGGUGCCGCGGAAAGGACAACGGUCUGUACACCCAGCGGAUCACGAUGCGCCGGGGAACGGACGCGGGGGGAGAAUAGGAGCGGAGCGUGGAAAACUGGUGUUUAGGAUAGGCGCGAUAGCGAGAGAACUCGUGAAAGCAAAAGGGAAGGCGGCUCGGAGUCCGAUGUGCAGUGUCGUACGAUGGCCGGGGCCCUGUCCGAGAAUGCCCCGAGACCCGUCAGUGUCGUCACAGUAGGGGGCGCGACGGCAGACACCCCGAGGACCAACCAGCUCGGCGGGCCACAGGAGCCGCGAGAGAAUGGCCGGUCGUUCACGUCGACGGAAGCCCAGACGGAGCUGGCGUUGCAAAGCGGUCCAGAGGCGCUUGAGGAUUUGGACGGUGUCCGGGGCGCGCGUAGAAGAGAGAGGCGGUUGCGCAGGCAACAUCGGCGAGCCUUGAGGUCCUGUUCGAUGCCACCGUCUUAUCCGGGAACGUCGCCGGGAUGCCAAGCCUCGACCGCGCCCGGGGUGCCGUUGGUGACGCCGCCGAGGGGAUUCCUGCACCCUCCGCCGCCGCAUCUGGGUCUUAGGGGGCUCAGCCUCGGGCUACCUUUCCCUGUCUCGACCAGCGUCUCUGCUUUUGGCAGGGACGCAGUGCCGAAGCAAUGUUGCGGCCUUGGUUCUCCACCUGUACGCUGGUCCAUUCUGGGCGUGGGCGUAGUGGGCCUUGUAUGCGCGGGUGCUGGCGCUCUGCUGGGGGCCCUAAGGGCUUCGGGCCGCGAUCACAUUGCCGUUGCACUCCUCAUGAUCGGUAUAGGAGUGGUUCUGGUAACUGUGAGCGCUGUAGCGUGGCGAGUGACCAGUCGAGAAAAUUGCGGUAGUUUCUUUGGUUUCACGGGGAUCUCGGGCAGGAUCCCGCCAGCGAGGCCGAUCCAUCCGUACGCUGCCAUGAUCUAUCCGGAGUUCCAGUUCAGAACGCCGCCGCCGAGCUAUCAGGCGAGCAUGCAAGAGUACAGGCUGCGACUACUUCUGCUGGACCGUUUGCAGCCGACGUCGUCGCCACCGCCGACCUACAGGUCCAACGCCGGCAGUAUAGUGACUCCGGGCACGACCAGAGAAAGCAGACCGCCGAGCUAUUGCGCCAGAUCGAACGUCGCAUCGAGCACGAACAUGGCGCCGUCGAAGAAGGACGCGAACUUGGUCAGGAUCGUGCAGACCGAGUCCGAGCCGGUGAUCCUCAGCGGCGACCAGACGCCCCCCGUCGCAGCCGUCGAGGUGCUGGCGCACCUCUGAUCAUGCUUCCGUUGUGAUUACGCUAUCUUCCUUCGCUAUCGCGCGAACAGCCGUCGUCCGAACGACGGGAGACGUUUCUUUUGCGAACGGGAUCACUCGCAGUGCAAUACCACCCUGUCAUUUUAGGGUUCCUCUACCACCAACUCUGUUGGUAGUCCUCCACCGAUCCCGACUUAGCGGUCGGGACGCUUCCGGUUUGCCAAUUUUCGCGGCCAAUUCUGAACGCGGGCUGUGUCUGCCUUGUCGGGGCUGAACGAUCUGCGAACGUUUUGACGGCCUGGACGCGUGUCCUUGGAAGCACAUGGCUUUGGUUUGAACAUGACCGCGGUCUUCGACGCUAGAUUUACGGAGCAGCUGUUUCAUGUAUUAGUUUGUCAAAUUAAUAAGACAUUUAUUCCGAUUUUUGUCUGUUGUAAUAUUCGCCGCAAGCGACGUGUAUAUUGAAUAAAUAACUCGUGAAUGUAUGUUAACAAUCCGAACGAUUGUUAAUUAAAUAACCAGCGAUCCGCGCGCGCGACGUUUUCACGGAUUCCGUAAACCCAGCGUCGAAGAUCUGUGCAGACUGUUGUAUGCAAAAGUGUAUCGUUUCGGGCACAGACUGGCAGGCCUUUAUGCGAAUUACUGUUCUCGUACUCGAACGGUGACGAGCCGAAUAUUUCUUUCAUCGACUAAAAGGAUUUAAUAAUGGUAGGGGUUCGAUGUCUUGUUCUCUAGCGGUUUAGCGGGAAUACGUCUUUUGAAGUUCGCUGUUGCUCUUUGCUCUUUGAAACUUGUAACGUUUAAAGUGUUAAACGAUAAUUGUCCUAUUUAGUGUUCAAAGAAAGCGUGCCUGUUUCCAUAGACAUAGUUUGGGGAAAUGGCGCGCUAAACCAGGGCCAGGGCCGUCAAAGUGCAGAGACAUCGGCUGCGCGAUUCGAGAUAUUGCAUACGUCGAUUAAUGCCUGCGGUGUCCAGCAGGAAUUCGGAUAAUUCAAUCCGUGAACGAAGCGCAGCCUGUAAUAUUAACAUUUCUACUUAGGUACAAGGUAUGGAACAUACAUUUGAUCAUGCAAGAAUUUUCUGCACGAAAUUUCAACCUUGCCGAAGAGGGUAGUUGCGAGGGAAAAUCGAAUUAUUGGUUUUCUGGUCGAUUUUCCCGCUCAAUGAUUUUUUUGGCAGAAAGGCUCGAUUUCAAGAAACGAGAAACUUCCUGGAGUCCAAAAAAGAAACGCCGUGAAAAAAAUGGCGCGCUAUUUAUUUAUUUUUCGCGGCCUGCCGGACACCGCGCGCAUUUAAGUACCGACACCGAGAGAGCGAAAGCACGUGACGAAAAGGUGCGACCGUUUUGCAAAGUGCAUUUGCGCCGCGUGGCCGACGAUGCAGCCGUGCCAUUCGCAGGCGCUGGUAAAUCGACGCUAUUUGCGGUCGAAGCUAAUCGAGCAUCCCACGAGGCCGUGACAGUUGCGGUCGCCGGUAGAAUUAGCGGAUUUGUAAUCGUAGAACUGAUAAGUGUGUGUAACCGGUACCGAGCACGUGUUUCGAACACAUGUUUCCUCUCCGCGGGCGCUGAACGUUUUAUCUUCCGGCGUUUCAAACUACUUUUCCUUUGUGAUAAUAGGGAGACGGGGAUAAUAUAGGGUGCGUUUCAGGGGGACGGGACACGGAUCUGCGUGCGCACAAAAACACGUUGGGAAAGAUAUUUUCGCAACUGGUGAUAAAAUGACGAUAAAGACUCAGUUAAACGGGGGAACAUAGAAUUUCUUAUUCGCGUGGACGAGUAGCGAGCAAUGGAAACACGUUUGUACCAACGGGGGGUGGGAGGGAGGCCGAUGAUCUUCGUUUUCAUAAAUAGAGAGAAAUUACGGUGAUUGUUUCUUCCAUUGAUUACAGAAUUCCUUAUGAUAAGAAUAAAGUAGAGAAAUGCUAUUAAUCUUUAUACUAGAUAUAUGGAUUAUAUAUGGAUUUGAUUAUAAAAUAAAUCAUAAGGAUCGUAUGUGGGAACCAUUUUAAAGCUAGCGUGCGACUACGUUCUACAGGCUUCGAAGGAGAACAGUUUACUGUUUUGAACAAAUUACGAAGUGCUUGUGAUAAGAGAAAUAUUUCUUUCACCGACUACAAAAUUCCUUACGAUAAAAGUAAGAUAGAAAUAAUUCUUAAACUAGCAAAUUACUAAUAGCGAAAUAAUUAUCGUGGAUGUGGUCAUAAGGCAAGGGGGAUUAGCGCGGAAGCCAUCUUGAAAUUAGCGUACAUUGCAUUCUAGACUUCAAAGCAAACUCUUCACUGUUUCAAAUUACGAAAUGCUGUACGUACACAACUCUAUUUGGGCGUACAAACGUUUCCAUUGCUGGCUAAACAUGAAAAGUAUUACUUCCACUCAUUAUAGUAUUACUUGCUAGUAUUAAAACCCUGUUGUACUCCAUUGGCCACUAGUGUCGAGAUUGUAGAUUAAAGCAUCUUUCAGCUGGGUUAGAUAGAGACAUUCCUGGUCUCGUUGGAGUUACGGAAUUUCAAUACUCAGGGGGUGUAAUUACAUCCCGCCUCGAGAUUAAAUCCACCAUUGGGGCCAGAGCCUUAGGUGACGACACUCCGAGGUUAUUAUCUGACAGAGCUAAUUUCUUCUUUUCUGGGUACUACGUUUCUGACAAUUCUUUCCAAUUUUCUACUUUAAUAAUUUCUUGUUUCUCUCGUGCAAUGAUUCUGCGGCAAUUAAACGUUUUUUAAUAUUUCUAAAUGUCUCAGUAUCUCGUCCGGAACGUUUAUCAUCGUUAGAAUAAGUAAAAUUUGUUUAGUUCUCGCUUCUGCAAUGUCACUGCCGACUUUCUAACCAAUUGUUUCCGAUUCAACAUCGAAACUACGAGUCUGUGAUGGUUUUAUUAGAAAAUUAGAAGCUUCGACAGACGAUCUCGUCAAUAUGGACGCACUGCCACGAUCUACAGCGGGCGAUCAAUUUAUUAUGAACACCUGGAAAUUACAAAAUAAACUUAUUUUACAAUUUUCGAAAAAUAUGUACAUAUACGCUACAGAAAAGUCUACACGUAGUAUGCUACAUAUUGCAAGAAGACAUUGUUGAACUGAAAAUUUCCAUUUUUAGUGAAAUAUAGUUAAAUUAUGUGUAUCUACGCGUAAGUAACAAAAAUUACCGAAGCCGAAAUGACAUCGAAUAUAUCAAAUGCGUGGGUUUACCAUCGUAAUAACUUGAUCACCGGUAACGUCAGUCACCCGGCCAACAGUUUCUUACUGCCACAAAGCAACGUUCGAUCCAACCAACUGCUCUGAACAAGAAAUAAUCUCGGAGUUGCAACGAUUUCAACCACUUCUUCUCGUGUCGCCGCAACCGCAAAUGUGUACCUAGUAAAUAAAAACACGGAUCUUGCGUCGAAAACAGAAAAGAAACACGGUGGCCAAACACUUCUUCAGUAUCAAGUACUUCUGUAUCAGGCAAACUGUUCAUAGUGAUUGUACCGUAGAACGAUUCCGAAACGGGAUCGCGAGACUCUAGAUAACUGAUUUCACUUUUCCUGGAUUUUACAUUGAAUUCUAAAUCUCUAUCGACGCGUACCGUCGUCCAUAAAACCGAGGACACGUGUAAAAAGAGGUCCAGAGAAACUUGUCUAUAUAUAUGAAAAAAAAA
Molecule: messenger RNA, 5718 nt
Organism: Megalopta genalis
Lineage: Eukaryota; Metazoa; Arthropoda; Insecta; Hymenoptera; Halictidae
Source: RefSeq, a predicted model, not a curated record